This is a messenger RNA of Loa loa (African eye worm), 219 nucleotides long. RefSeq lists its product as hypothetical. NCBI's taxonomy places the organism in Eukaryota, Metazoa, Nematoda, Chromadorea, Rhabditida, Onchocercidae. The annotation marks the transcript as partial. The record is from RefSeq and is a predicted model, not a curated record. The transcript has a single exon.
CAACAACAUAAGAACAUUAGUAACAACAACAACAACAACAAGGACAACAGCAACAACGGCAAUAAACACAAAGCCAACGACAGCAACAGCAACAACACAACAACAACAACAACAGCAACAACAACAACAACAGCAACAGCAGCACAACAACAGCAACAACAACAAGAACAAAGACGACAGCAACAGCGGCAACAACGACAAAAACAACCUCAUCGUUAA